GACAGUUGCUUGGACGCGUGCUGAAAGCGUACAUGGAAAUAUUUUCAUUUAAGCAUCGCGUUAUUUUCCGCAGAUACAUUUUCUUCUUCCUCGAAUUGUCGCGCCACAUAAAGUCUUAAAUUAGCGAAAUAAAAUGACAAAGGAGUGAGAAUUUCGCAUCCUUGUUCAAUGCGAAAUUUGUGUUUUAAUUAUUGACUGUUGAAGUUGUGUUCGUGUUCGUGUUCGUGUAUGAGUGUGAGUGUUCGGUGAUUGCUCUGUAAACGACAAUGCCUGUGUUACCGACUAUCGAAGAAGAGGAUAAGCCGACGUUGCUGCGCUCGAUGUGGAAGUAUCGCCUGCAAUUCCAGGCUUUGUCCGCUGCGUCAUUUGUUUUUAUUGCUGGUGGCAUGAAAUUGGCGUGGUCAAUAUUUGAAUCUCCCUCCGGCAAAUUCCUAUCAAAUUUUGCAACGCAUCAGUUAACGAUUUCAUGGUUUUUGGGUGUUCUGCUCGGAGCCAUACUGGCAGCCACAUUUGUACAGCGCGUUAGCAAAAAUGUUGCACAUUGUAUUAGUGGUGCCUUGCUUAUAUUCGGUGGCAUAAACUUCAUUUUAGUGCCCACCUACUUCACCGCUGUUGUGUCGAGUUGUAUCUGCGAAGGCUGUGCCUACGGGCUAACGAUCGUGCAAGCGCUGGUGACUGGUGGCGAAAUCGGAGAGAGACACAUACGUGGCCUGCUAUUGUCAUGUGAACGCAUAUUCCUUUGGCUUGGUAUAUGCUUGCAAUUACUCUAUACACGCCUAUGGUUUAAAUUUGAGCCCCCAAAUGGUUACACGUUACAUAUCGAUCAAUUGCAUGGGAUAGCUAUUGCCUUUUUAGGACUUUUUGCAAUACUGAUGACGCUACUCCAUCGCAUUGAAUCACCUUUACUGCUACAAAUGCAACACAGAGACUUGGUAGCAACCCAAGCACUCAAACGCUUGCAAGGAGAAAAUUAUCCUAACACAGAUAUCUUACGCAUACGUGAGGAUUGUAAACAGCUACUCGUCUACGACGCUGGACAAGCAGGAUGUGCUAAUUUUUGCAAGAAGAAUCUACUAACGCUUUUCAAAGUUGUCUUAGUCCGUUGUUAUGCCACUAUAUCCCUUUCGCUGCUUUUCAAUCGCGCCUUUCUUAGCGUCAGUUGGCAUGGCUUGGGCUGUGACUUUAAUUGCCUUUAUCUGUUAGCUAUUUUUGGUUUACUAGGCAGCAUAACCGGUGGUUUAAUAAUUGAUCAACAAGGGAGACGCAAAUUGUCUGUUAUUUCAUUGCUUUUGGGCGCAAUAUUCAUUUUUAUUGUUGGUGGUAUCUUCGAGCAUGUGGAGGAUUUACAACAUAUAACACAACACUUAGUGCUGGAACUGGCAGCUUAUCUUAUGUUUGCAUAUCAAUUCAUUACCUGCACUGGCAUUGCGCUGGCUUCAUCAGUUUACACGGCUGAAGCCUUCACUCUAACUGUGAAGUCAAAAUGCAUUUCUAGUGUCAUCGUGUGUGAGCAAUUAUUGCAGUUGUCCUUAGCCAUAAUCGCCUUCAACAUCAAUUAUAAAACGUCAAUAUUUUUCUUCAGUCUUGGUUCACUUGGACUACUCUUGGGUCUUUUGGUGUUCUUUUUUAUGCCGGAAACAAAAUUUUUAAUGUUAAGUGAAUGUUUGCAGAAAUUUAAAAGUGUGGUCUACUAAACUUAAAUUAGUUCUCAGUAUUUUUAUUGCAGUAUUUUAUUAUUUUUUAAACAUUUUUCAUAAAGCAUU
This is a messenger RNA of Teleopsis dalmanni, 1763 nucleotides long. RefSeq lists its product as uncharacterized. The record is from RefSeq and is a predicted model, not a curated record. Gene Ontology annotation, cellular component: membrane. The transcript has 3 exons. Bases 267 to 1694 code for a protein of 475 amino acids. Gene Ontology annotation, molecular function: transmembrane transporter activity. NCBI's taxonomy places the organism in Eukaryota, Metazoa, Arthropoda, Insecta, Diptera, Diopsidae. Gene Ontology annotation, biological process: transmembrane transport.